Closterium sp. Naga37s-1 is the source of this 2574-nucleotide messenger RNA. The record is from the annotation of a GenBank genome assembly. NCBI's taxonomy places the organism in Eukaryota, Viridiplantae, Streptophyta, Zygnematophyceae, Desmidiales, Closteriaceae.
AUGCAAGGCAGCGAGCGUUUUCUCAUCCCAUCCACCGUUUUCUCAUCCCAUCCACCGUUGUCUCAUCCCAUCCACCGUUUUCUCAUCCCAUCCACCGUUGUCUCAUCCCAUCCACCGUUUUCUCAUCCCAUCCACCGUUUUCUCAUCCCGUCCACCGUUUUCUCAUCCCGUCCACCGUUUUCUCAUCCCGUCCACCGUUUUCUCAUCCCGUCCACCGUUUUCUCAUCCCCUCCACCGUUUUCUCAUCCCCUCCACCGUUUUCUCAUCCCGUCCACCGUUUUCUCAUCCCGUCCACCGUUUUCUCAUCCCCUCCACCGUUUUCUCAUCCCAUCCACCGUUGUCUCAUCCCGUCCACCGUUGUCUCAUCCCGUCCACCGUUGUCUCAUCCCGUCCACCGUUGUCUCAUCCCGUCCACCGUUGUCUCAUCCCGUCCACCGUUUUCUCAUCCCGUCCACCGUUGUCUCAUCCCGUCCACCGUUGUCUCAUCCCGUCCACCGUUUUCUCAUCCCCUCCACCGUUGUCUCAUCCCGUCCACCGUUUUCUCAUCCCCUCCACCGUUUUCUCAUCCCGUCCACCGUUUUCUCAUCCCCUCCACCGUUGUCUCAUCCCGUCCACCGUUGUCUCAUCCCGUCCACCGUUGUCUCAUCCCGUCCACCGUUGUCUCAUCCCGUCCACCGUUUUCUCAUCCCGUCCACCGUUUUCUCAUCCCGUCCACCGUUUUCUCAUCCCGUCCACCGUUUUCUCAUCCCGUCCACCGUUUUCUCAUCCCGUCCACCGUUUUCUCAUCCCGUCCACCGUUUUCUCAUCCCCUCCACCGUUUUCUCAUCCCCUCCACCGUUUUCUCAUCCCGUCCACCGUUGUCUCAUCCCGUCCACCGUUUUCUCAUCCCCUCCACCGUUUUCUCAUCCCCUCCACCGUUUUCUCAUCCCAUCCACCGUUUUCUCAUCCCUUCCACCGUUUUCUCAUCCCGUCCACCGUUUUCUCAUCCCCUCCACCGUUUUCUCAUCCCGUCCACCGUUGUCUCAUCCCCUCCACCGUUUUCUCAUCCCGUCCACCGUUUUCUCAUCCCCUCCACCGUUUUCUCAUCCCGUCCACCGUUGUCUCAUCCCCUCCACCGUUGUCUCAUCCCCUCCACCGUUUUCUCAUCCCCUCCACCGUUUUCUCAUCCCGUCCACCGUUUUCUCAUCCCGUCCACCGUUUUCUCAUCCCGUCCACCGUUUUCUCAUCCCGUCCACCGUUUUCUCAUCCCGUCCACCGUUUUCUCAUCCCAUCCACCGUUUUCUCAUCCCGUCCACCGUUUUCUCAUCCCAUCCACCGUUUUCUCAUCCCAUCCACCGUUUUCUGCAUCUCCCUGGCGAGCCAGAGGAGGGAGUGAAAAGAGCGUCUAUGCCUGAAUGCACAUUCACCCACACCUUCACCCACACGUUCACCCACACGUUCACCCACACGUUCGCCCACACGUUCGCCCACACAUUCGCCCACACGUGCACACUACUUCUCCCUCCCUGCAUUCUCCACUCACAUGCACACUACUUCUCCCUCCCUGCAUUCUCCACUCACAUGCAUGGCAGCGAGCGUGCUCCCAUCCACGCCAUCCCCGCGGUGGUCCAGGGGAGCCCGGCCACACUGGCAGCUGCCUCAUUGCCUGCCUCUGCCUCGCUGCACGCGUGGGUGCCAGGAGCUUCCUCUAGCGGGUUGACUCUGCUUAAGGCGAAAUCUAAGCUGAAGAAGAUGAAGGAACUCGACGCUGAAGGAACGAUUCUGCACAGCAUCCGUACCAAAGCGGUCGAUUUCCAGACGAAGAUUGACUCUGUCAAGGAGAAAUCCAAGGCGUCCGUUGCUGAGAUCCAUUUGGCGAAUCAGAAGCGGAUUCAGGCAGAGUUUAUCGCCUCGAAAGCACUGGAGGUUGAGGAGAUCGCGAAGAUGGCUAACUCGCGUGUCACGACUCUGGCUACAAGGAUGGAGGAUUACAUACAGGGGCUGAACGCGGAUCCUGAUUUGGUGGUGUCUGACGCUGCCAAGGAGAAAUUUCGUUUACUCAAGGGACGCUGCAUCGAGAAAGCCCAAUCCGACAUCGCUGCUGCCAAGGAUGAUCUUACCAUCCGGGAGUUGGAAAGACAGCGUAAGAUAGCUGCUGAGGAUUUGAAGAAAGCUGCUGCGUCUGAGGAGGUGCAGGAGAUGGAGUUAGAACCUGCGUUAGAGGAGAUUCUCGCGAAGCAGGUUAAGAAGAUUGAAGACAAACUUCGCAAGGAAAUCACUGCGAAGGUUGAGGCCAGUCUUACGAAGAAGCUGCAGAAGAAUCUCUCUCUUAAGGAGCAAGACCCUGCGCAGGCCGCUGCUGCUAAUCCGAAGCAGAGGAGUACGGCGGGAAAGCAGAAAAGUCAGGAGAAUGGCAACGCUGCACCUGCUGGAUCCAAGCCGAGGAGGAAGCGUGGUGGGAAGAAAAAGAAUCAGAAGCAGAAUUCCAGCACCGACAAAGGCAAGCAGGCGGGAGGCCAAGUCAAAUCUGAUACGGCCAAGGGACCAAAAAACGGCGGAGGCGGCCCCGAAAAAGGGCCGCGCAAGAAGAACUAA